This is a messenger RNA of Betta splendens (Siamese fighting fish), 5023 nucleotides long. It is a transcript of the gene rnf17, whose product is annotated as ring finger protein 17. Lineage: Eukaryota; Metazoa; Chordata; Actinopteri; Anabantiformes; Osphronemidae. The coding region runs from base 76 to 4665 and encodes 1529 amino acids. The transcript has 35 exons. The record is from RefSeq and is a predicted model, not a curated record.
CGACGUGGUCACGUGACGAAGAAAACCAACGGACCGCACCUGCUCUGCUGAGACGAAAAGCAAAACUCAUGAGACAUGGACAGAGGCGACAACCCCAGCGCUGUCGUUUGCAAGUUAUGUGGAGAGGCUUUCACUCUCCCUGAGGCUGAAGCUGACUGCAACCUCCCUCGGGUGCUGCUGUGUGGUCACAUCUACUGCACGUUUUGCCUGCGGUCCAUUCAACACGGCGGAAUCAUAAAAUGUCCCACAUGUGAGGUUGACUCGACACUUCCUGAAGAUGGCGUGGACGGCCUGCAGGAGGACAGCAGGAUCAUUGGGCUCAUCUAUACUGCUAAAAUCAAUAAAAUGAAGAGGUAUGACGGAUCAAAACAUCGAAGGUCAGUCAAAGCAACACCAUCCAAAGACAUAAAUGCCAAUGUUGAGGAUAUGGUUCAGCGACCUCAUAUAGAGGAGAUUGAGAGGACAGUGGAUGAGGCAUUGGCCCAGGCUGCAGAAAAUCUUGCCCAACUGGAACAUAUCCAUGAGACUCUGGCAGCUGGGUUGGCUCAACAGGUGACGAGAGAGAGAGUUCGCCUGGAGACAGAGAUCAAGCAAGUUUCAGAUAUGGCUUUACAUCGUGUCCAGAAGUGGAGAGAUCUGCAGCUGGCUAAAGUGGAGUCACAGUUCUCCAUCAGCAAUGCGCAGGUAAGCCAUGUCCAGGAGAGGCUGAAGUCCCUGCAGCUUGCCAUGCAAAUGGCAAGAGAAAUACGCCGGGUCCCCUUCCUGGAACAGUAUUGCACCCUAGACAAGGUUCUGGAGACGCUGCAGGCUCCGGUGGAUAAGCAGUCCUUAGAAAUGAGCUGCAUUACAGUGGAUCCUACAAUAAGCUAUGUUCUUCAGUCAGAGGAAGUCAACUAUAGUCUGACGUUGUUUCUGAAGGGGGAAGACAACAGUCCAAAGCACGUGUCUGAGUCUCCUCAGUCUUUCAGCAUAAACCCUCCCGGGCCAAAUAAAGAACACAAAAGCAGCAACACUAACCCAACCGAAUCCAACAUGUCCACUCAGCAAAAACAUGGAGGAGAGAUCUCGAGAGCUAAGGCUCCAUUGCCACAAGGCUCCACACCAAGACCUCACUGCAGGUCCAGCCACUCUCAACACAGCUCUGGUUCCGACCUUGGAAGCCCGGACGUAAUUAUUGAGGACUUUUUAGAUGAGAAGCCAGAGAAAGCCCUCCCACCCACUGGGCCAGAGCUGGCAAAUGACAAAUGGAAAAUACGAAGGGGACAGAAAAAUCAGUUUUUUCUAAAUAAAGUAAAUGUCAAUCCGUGGGUAUUGGUGACCCACAUUGUGAACCCAGGUCACUUCUAUGUUCGCUAUGUGGCUAAAAAGACAGAAUGUGAGAACCUGUACAAGAAAAUCAAUAACCUGUGCUGCAGCGAUGAUUGUCUCUAUACCCAGAACGACACAGUCGAGACUGAAUCAAUGAUCUUUGUGAAAAGGAAAAAGGAAGUCUGGUGCCGGGCCAGUGUGGUCGAAGUUGUGCAGACCGGCUGUGAGGAGACUGUAAAAUCCUGUCGAGUCAACCAGCUGGCCAGUAUCAGAGUCUUUCUUCUUGACUAUGGUCUCACAAAAAACAUCUACAUACAGAGUGAGGAAACAAACACUGAGUCUUUACUGAAGGCUGUGAACAACCACCUCAGAAUAGUGAGAGAGUCAGAAGUGGAAGUUCGUCUGCUCCCUCCUCAGGCCAUCAGAUGCUCCCUGAAGGACCUGGUUCCCUAUGACCUGGUGAAAGGCUGGAGUAAAAAGGCCCAGAUUGAAUUCCAGAACGUGAUAGGUAAUUCACCUUUGGAGAUGCGAACUCUGGGGAAGGAUAAGUAUUCACUGUUGGUGGACUUAAAGAAAACUCCCAUGAACCAAGGCAGUGACAUACCCCUCUCUGUCAGAGAGUACCUAGUUUUUAUUGAAGUGGCAAGGUUUUAUUAUCCAGUGUCAAUGGGCACAAUUCCUCUGCUGUAUUAUCCUCCUGUCCGUCCAAAGAUCAACACAGAGCUGAGUGCUGUGGUGUCCCACAUCAACAACCCUGCAGACUUCUAUGUUCAGUUGGAUGACAACAUGGAGUAUUUGUUGCUCUCAGUAAAGCUCCAGGAAUGUUACAAUGCAAAAGCCAUGUCUGGAGAGGACCACUAUGUUUACUGUCCCAUGGAAGGACAAGCUUGUGUUGCUCUGUGUGAUGACAUGUGGCACAGAGCUGUGGUGAAAGGUCAGGAAGAGAGCGGAAAGGUGGAGGUGCAGUAUGUAGACUUUGGCAAUAAAGAAGUUGUCCCAUUCAGUGACUUAAGGACGAUCAAGGAUGAGUUUUUUGCCCUUCCUUCCAUGGCAAUCCACUGCUGUUUGUCUGAGGUGAUUCCUCUGGAUGAACAGAGCUGGAGUGGCGCCUGCACAGACAGACUGGUCAGCCUUGCUCACAAGAAAGUGGUCACUAUUGUGGCAACAGGAAUGGUUCCUAGGACGGAGCCUCUACCAGUCAAACUGUUCCAGAGUGGUGUGAAUGGGUCACAGGUCAACUUAGCUGAGCUGCUGGUCAGUGAGCAGCUGGCCGGGUUCAAAGAGGGAGUUAAAUCUGAGCCUUCCACUCCCACUGGUGGUGAUUCUGUCAUAUGGGACUCUCCACUUGAGCUUGGCUCAGAGCAGGAGGAUGUUAAUGCCCUGGAACAAAAUGGCGUUGUGCAGGUUAACUAUCAGUUGAGGUUCCCUGCUCAGCUCAAAGACCUAAAAGUCAAAGUCAACCAUGUGAACUCACCAAGCAGCUUCUAUGUCCAGUUCACCCAUCAUGAUUCCAAGAUCAAAAGGUUACGUGAACAAGUGAAGGCUCAGUGUGGAUGUCUGGAGCCCCAAGAUGUGGCCUGGAAGGUGGACAUGUUCUGUGCUGCUCAAAUUAACGGGGUUUGGGAGCGUGGACGGAUCUGCUCUGACGUCACAUCCAGUGAUAUUGCAGAGGUGAUGCUCUGUGACCACGGGAGCACGGUGAAGCUUCAUGUCAGCAAACUGCAGCCGCUUCCAUCCUCAUUGGUGGGAUCUCUGGCGCUGGAGUGCAGGCUCACUGACAUCAGGCCAGCAGGAGGUGUCUCCAUCUGGACGGCUACAGCCUGCGACUUGCUCUCCAACUACCUGACUGGAGCCUCUGCUACUGUGACAAUCCAGGAGCUGACAGAUGAGCGCCCUGUACCCGUCACCCUGUUUUGCUCUAACAAGAUUGGACAGUCUGUCAACAUGGCAGAGUUCCUUGCCAGUGAGGGCCUCGCCCUUAAGGAACGAAAACCAAGUGCUGUUCUUCCGAAACCCGCCCCCCGCACCAUUAUGUCUGCUGGGAAUGUGACGACUUCGUUGUACCUCCCUCCAGAGCUGCCGAGCCACGGUCACAUCAAGAUCAGUGUUUCUGCUGUUGGUGACGACGGUCUCAUUUACGCCAGAACACACGAUGCAGAGCAUCAGCUGGAACUGCUCUGUGAGAGGAUUCAGCAGAGCAUGAAGGCCCUGCCCAGGCAGAAGCCCUACACAUGGAAGUCUGUUCAGGGCUGUGCUGUCAUUGGCCAUGACAUGUUGUGGUACAGAGGACAGCUGCUGGAGGUGUUGAGUGGGCACGUUAAGGUACAAUAUGUGGACUAUGGGCUGAUAGAGAACAUACCAGUGGUACACGUGUACCCCAUGCUGCUGUGUGACGAUGUCCCUCAGCUCUGUAUGCCCUGUCAGCUGCACGCCAUCAACCCUGUGGGUGGUAAGUGGCAGCCAGAUGCAGUAGCCUUAAUGAGAAGGGCGGUGCUGAAUUGCUGUGUGGACAUGCAAGUUAUGGAGCUGCCUACUGAUCCCAGAAGACCUAUCACAGUUGAGCUCUUUCUGGAUGGAAUUAGUCUCAGCAGGAUCCUGUGUCACUAUGAACACGCCUUAAUGGACCAGAGUGCUGCAGCAAAGAAGGAACGGCCCGGGAUUUCUCUUCCACCUCUUCUGGAUGAGUGGGACAUCAACACUGAGGAUCUGAGGAUCACAGAGGAGCUGGUGCUGGGGCCCUUUGUCUUCCCUAAUCUGCCCCAGAAGGGAGAGCAGUUUCAGGUGAAAGUGAAGCAUCUGUGCACCCCCAACGAGCUGUUCUUGUGGCCUUUGAGCGGAACCUACGAGGUGGAGGUGGAGGGAGAGACUUUGGAUGAAGCUCUGACUACACUCAACGAAAACAUCGACAGUCUGCCCAGACUCACUCACUUCUCUCCAGGCAGUCCGUGUCUGGCGGAAUACAGUGAUGGGAAAUAUUAUCGGGCCAGGCUGGUCAGUGUCACCAGCGUGGAGCCAGUCAUGAUCCUGGUCCAGCAUGUUGACUUUGGCUCCCAUGACACUUUGCCCACCAGCAAGUUGCGUCAGAUGCCAGGCAAAAUGCUGCAGUUCCCAUUGCGGGCACUUAAGGUCAAAGUUGUCGGCUUCAAGGCUCCGAGAGUCAACACUGAGGAAAACGUGUUGACCUACAGCCCGGCGUGGAGUGUGAAGGCUGCGAUGGACAUGAUCGACCUGCUGCACAGCCACAUCACAGCUUUGGUUGUGUCGACGGAGCCAGAGCUCAAGGUGCAGCUUUACAACAGUGAUGGGGAGUUGGUCCACCUGCCUCUGGUGCAGAGUGGAUUGGCUGAGCUGGAAUGAAGCGGAUUAAGAAGACUAUUACCUUGGAGUGCCACAGUGGGGACAAUUGUGAAUUUGUAUUAUAGUUGUCUGAGCUAAAGUUAUAUGUUGCAGGUCCAACUAGCUUGUGUUGUUCCAGGUUUCACAUCGUUCUGUUUGUAGUCAUCUUAAUUGAAUUCUCUUACUGCUGCUUUUAGUUUUUACUGGCCCCGAGAUUUUACGUUGGGUUAGUAUUUACUUUCAUUGUUCCCAUAAAGCAGUGAUUUUGUUUUACAUACGAUCUUGGCUGCUGUGGUAGAGUGAGCUCUAACAGAAACUUUAUUUGCUUUAAUUGGUUUGAGACGAGGACAUGUGGAUUAAAGUAUUCUGAUAUUUACCA